GGGAGAGGCGGUGGCCGCGGGCGCCGGGCCGCGGACCUGUCAGACCCGCGGAGCCGGCCUGGAGCUGCGGGCGCUGCAGGCGAGAUCGGCCCCGCUCCCCCGCGGCUCCGGGCCGAGCCGCGCGAGCCGGGCGCCCCCGAGCCGAGCGGGGGCGGGGAGAUGAGCGGCGGCCCCGCGGCGGCGCCCCACACCGACGCGCCGCCCCCUCGCGGAGCCGCGGCGCCUCCGCGCUGGCCCUGCGCCCCCCGCCGCCCGGGCUUCGGAACUUGUGGGCUGUGAUGGGGCGCCUUUAAUCGCUACCGUGUUUCGUUUCCCACAGGAUGGGGAGGGACGCGCGGCGGCGCCAUCGGGAGCGGGCGCACCGGUGAAGUCGGGGCCGCCGGCCGUGCCAGCCGCGAGCCGUUCCGCGCGCGGCGCGCCGCCUCUGCCAUGGCCGGAUCCGGCGCGUGGAAGCGCCUCAAAUCUCUGCUGAGGAAGGACGACGCGCCGCUGUUUCUAAAUGACAACAGCGCCUUUGACUUCUCGGACGAGGCGGGGGACGAGGGGCUUCCUCGGUUUAACAAACUUCGAGUGGUGGUGGCGGACGAUGGUUCCGAAACCCCGGAGAGGCCUGUUAAUGGAGCGCACCCGGCGCUCCAGGCCGACGACGAUUCCCUGCUGGACCAGGACCUGCCUUUGACCAACAGCCAGCUGAGCCUGAAGGUGGACCCGUGCGACACCUGCAGCAGGCGCAGGGAGCUGCUGAAGCAGAGAAAGGUGAAGACCAGGUUGGCCAUUGCCGCCGUUCUCUACUUGCUCUUCAUGGUUGGAGAGCUCGUAGGUGGAUACAUUGCAAAUAGCCUAGCAGUCAUGACAGAUGCACUUCAUAUGUUAACUGACUUAAGUGCUAUCAUACUGACCCUGCUUGCUUUGUGGCUGUCUUCAAAAUCACCAACCAAAAGAUUCACCUUUGGAUUUCAUCGCUUAGAGGUUUUGUCAGCUAUGAUUAGUGUGCUGUUGGUGUAUAUACUUAUGGCAUUUCUCCUAUAUGAAGCUGUCCAAAGAACUAUCCAUAUGAACUAUGAAAUAAAUGGAGAUAUAAUGCUCAUUACCGCAGCUGUUGGAGUUGCAGUCAAUGUAAUAAUGGGGUUUCUGUUGAACCAAUCUGGUCACCAUCAUGCCCAUUCCCACUCCCUGCCUUCAAAUUCUCCUACCACAGGUCCUGGGUAUGGGCACAACCAUGGGCAGGAUAGCUUGGCAGUGAGAGCUGCAUUUGUACAUGCUUUGGGGGAUUUGGUACAAAGUGUCGGUGUGCUAAUAGCUGCCUACAUCAUACGAUUCAAGCCAGAAUACAAGAUUGCUGAUCCCAUCUGUACAUAUGUAUUUUCAUUACUUGUGGCUUUUACAACAUUUCGCAUUAUAUGGGACACAGUAGUUAUAAUACUAGAAGGUGUACCAAGGCAUUUGCACGUUGACUAUAUCAAAGAAGCCUUGAUGAAAAUAGAAGAUGUCCAUUCCGUGGAAGAUUUAAAUGUCUGGUCUCUCACUUCAGGAAAGCCCAUGGCCAUUGCACACAUACAGCUAAUUCCUGGAAGUUCAUCUAAAUGGGAGGAGGUACAGUCCAAAGCCAGGCAUUUGUUGUUGAACACAUUUGGCAUGUAUAAAUGUACUAUUCAGCUUCAGAGUUACCGGCAAGACGUGGACAGAACUUGUGCAAACUGCCAGAAUGCCAGCUCCUAACUGAAGAUGUCUGGGGGACUACUGCCUUAUUUACCCUGCAGUCACAGACGAGAGCAAUAAAUGCACUUGAACGGGAGAAUGGAAUUCCUGAGAGCCGUGCCCAGGCACUGGCCUCGCAGUCAGCCUGAGAGCGCUAGUUUCUGUCCAAUGGUAAAGUGAGACUUCACCAUGAUUUUCAGAUGAAGAUGUUUCCAAAACAGUUUACAGAAUGAGACGUGACUCUACAGAUACCUCAGAGAAGACAAUCGAAGACCGUACUUCACAAUCAGCAGAGCAUGUGUCAUGAAGGAAGCAUCAAGAGUUCUGUAUUUGCAUUUAAAAAUCCUUUUUAAAGCCCAUUUCUAUCAAGCCAGUGCUGGAAAACUGAUUUUUUAAUGUAAUCUUGAUACCCAGCUUCUGGAAUUUGACACCCAGCUCUCUCUUUUUACAGAAAUUAUUUCUCAGCAGAUUUCAGAAAGUACUAGUAAUUAUCCAGAGUGGAAUAAGCAUGUAUUCCUAAAUGUUUCAGAAAUGUUUUAUUUCACAAGUAAGUCUUAUUGGUAUUAUUAUACUUUAUAAACAAAAUUUUCCAGAUAUUACAGGGUUUUGAAUCUCAAUUUUUGGUUAUUUGUAAUCUUAUCAGAACCCCAUCUUUAUGUAUUGUGGUCACUGUCAUUAAAUUGCUUAGGAAAUAUUUUCAGUUUAUUCUGAAUGGCAGAAGUUAAUCUUAAACUGGAAUUACUAUAUGAUAAUUUGAACAAAUAUAGGAGCAGGGAUGGGGUAUGGAGUUUCAGAUUUAAGUCUUUCUGAAAUCACUUUUAUUGUCCAUGGAAUUUAUCUUUGCUUAUGAACAGCAAGCGACGCAAAAUGCAAACAGUGAUGCUCUGUCCUUUUAGAAAUUGCCUUAUGUUUUGUACAGAAAGUUUGCUUGGUACCUUGCUUCCUGCCUCCAUACCAGGUCAUCUGCUUGUGCCUUUCAGGGUAGAGCUCUAGAGGGCCAUGGUUCAGUUUAAUACCCGUCUCUCCCAUGCAGAUUAACUACAUUUCUCCAGAGAGAAUUUCUGUGUGAUGACAUGGAUUAGGAAUCCUCCACGGGCUCCAGAAACCCUAAGAUAUAAUUUUGAGGUUUUCCAAUAAUACCAUAGCAGAAAUGCUGAAAGGGAUUGGGGGAAGACAUGAUUUUCAGAAGACAAAAAUUUUAAGGGUUUUGGAGUGUGUGUGUGUGUGUGUGUGUGUGUGUGUUAAAGCACUGGAAUAGGAUGGAUGGACAUUAAAUCUGUGUGGUAGGGAAGUUAAGCAUAAAAGUUUCCAAACAGAAGGCAACCUAACGUAACAGUUGUAUUAAAGAGGCAACUGUGAAUAUUCCUGUCAACUGUUGGUUUUGGGAUUAUAUUUAGUGCACGUUAGGGAGUCCAUUUUCAGCAGAGAAUCAGGAUAAAGUAACAUGUACCAGACAGGCUGUGAGAUGAAAUCCUAGAUAGGCAGGCCAAUGACUUAAAAUGUAAGUGAAGAAUAUGAAACAGAUUUCAUCUUUCUGCCAAGGACCUCACUAUAAGUAAACCUAAGGUAAAACCUGGAUUCACCUAAAAGAUUGUUAAGCGUCAAUGGUGUCCAACAAAAGUUUUAGUGAGUGUUAAUAGUACCUAGUAAAGCCCAGCAUUUGUUGAAUUGAAUUGAAAAUUUUAUAGGAUUCUUACUGUAAAUCCAUUUAAAAUAAUGAUUUUAAUUUUUCAAAAAUUUUAGGAACAUAUAAUAAAAAAUACUCCUUUAUUAUAUAAUGUCCUGUAUUUCAAAAAAUACUUGUAAAUGUAGAAGGCAAGUGAGAAUAAACAAGAAGCAUGUCAGUGCCCAUCUGGGCAUUUAUGACUUUGGGCGCCUAGCAGAGGAAGGAAGAGAAUGUGCCUGUGCUAAUAGGUUUCUCCACAUUUGCAGCUGUUCCCAUAUCUACUGAGCUCGUUUCUUGUAAACUUUCUUUUAUCUUAAAUAGGUUUAUCUAACUUUUCACAUCGACCUGUUCCUUGAAAAGUUAUUGAGUAAAACAGUCUGAAAUCUACUUGAGGAUUGAAAAGGAUCCUUUUGGAUAAUGGAGAAACACUGACAACUUUUGUAAAUCUUAAUUAUUUUCUGUUUAAAAUUAGGUACACAUGAAGUUUUCUGUGCUUUGUUGUUUUGUGGGGGUUUUUUUGCAGCAACUACAGAUUUUAUGCUUGUAUUUUACUGGAUCUGUGAGAUUUGAUAAUUGAUAGAUUUAACUCUUUGUAACUUGACAAAACCCAUAGAGAAGGAUGUGAACUUAGCAGAUGGGAGCAGGGGCUGCACAGCGUCUGACAGAGACACAGAGAAAGAGCCAUCCCUUGUCCUGUGAAAAGCACAGCUGAGCCUGGAUUAACACCUACCAUUGUUCACUUUGCACUGGGAAAACAUCAUAACAAAAACUGGGCAGUCUUCAGUGCGAUGUGUUUUUAUUAACAUUUGCAAAUAAUCAAAGUUGUGUACAUAAACCUGUGUUUCACAAGUCUGGCCAGACUAGCCUUUUGAUUUAUCUUAGGAAAAGGCCUAUUGUUUCGUUGAUGACUGUACUGCCUUAGAAAUACACCGUGGGGAAUGCAGUUGAAUAAGCAUAUUUCAGAGAGCUUUGAAAUGCAGAACCAAAAUUACGUCAUUCCCACAUGCAUUUUCCAUUAGCUCUGCCUGUGGAGCAUGAGCCCAGAUUUUCACACCUGCGGCUCCCGUCAGUAUUAUUUGCCAGCUCACUGGGUUUCUUAUCUUUCUGUUUCUUUUUCAACUCUGGAUGCCAUAUUUCCAUUUCUGAACCGAAGUUUCCUGCUCUUAGGAGUCUCAGUGUUCUAGUUCUGUCUCUUGAACCCAGAGGUCCUCACUGACAGUGUUAAUCUUUGGUAGAAUUUUCCCAGAAUAAACAGACAUCAGCUUCCCUUUCUUUUUAAUGUGAGAAAAAAACAUCUUUCAGAAACACAGCACCAUUUUAAAGAUGCUUCAGGGUGGGAAAAACCAUUUUUCCAACAGCUGAUUGUUCUGAUUCAGAAUCUCUGCACACAAUGCGGGCGGGAGAAACAGCACACUGCAGACAUGAGUGAAGGUCAUCGCUAAUGAGGUGCCGGCCUGUGCUGCUUGAACUCCCACGCCCACUCCUGUGGAAGGGAGACUCGCUCACUUCUGAAACAAGCACAGUCAGCUAAAUUUAUUUUCUUUUUAUGCAUUUAUGUUCAUUGUUUCGUCAUAAGGAAUGAGGUGUUCUUAGAGAAACUGAGCCCCUUUAGUACAAGGUUUUAGGCAAUUUUUCUGCUUACUGUACUUUUCAUACAGUAAUUUAAAGGUACAGACUAUCUUCCUAAGUAUAAGAUCAGUUCAUUUGGUUCAGUUUGUCUUUGAACCACGCUUCGCUCAUGAGCCAUCUGGGUAAUAGUCACAAAUGAAGUGACAUUUCGCUAUGCUGUGUUGAGGGGAGGCAAGUGUGAUCUCCAAGUAACUGAUUAAGCUUAAUAUCUUUCUAACCAAAAUGCCUAACCGCAGAUCUGUUAUGUGAAUCGCCAGGCAGGGCUUGAGACUUGUUUCACAGAUUACCAGGCAGGGACAUCAUUUGUGGUGGUGGUGGGAGCACAGAAGUUGGAGGGGAUAACUUGUGGGAGCUCCUCAGCAUUGAAUUGUGUGUAUGCGUUCGGCCAGCCUGUCAUCGAGUUCUGGCUGCAAAGGGGUUAACCUAUUCUUCUAGUUAUACUGUGAGGACCAACAAACAGUUUCUGAUAUCCAGUAAGAUUGGAAAACAUUUAUGGGGACUUUCUCUGACAGUGUCAGUUUAAGUACUGCAAUUACUUGUUUUCUGAAAUAAUUACAACAGAAAACUGGGAUGUGCCAGUAUGUCUGCUUUGCACCUGGAAGUUACUGUACAUCUGGAAGGUGUGUGCUUCUCUAAAUAGAUGUUGCUGAGUAAGCCAUAUCACAGUGGAACAAGGCGUAGAUACUCUUCCACAUACCCCUUCAGAAACCAGUAUUUUGCAUAUGAUUGAUUUUAGAACGAUUUGGAAGCUGGUGUUUGUCCAUGUAAUUUAAAAUCAAAGUAUAGUAUAUGUACUGUAUUUACAAUUUUUAAAUUGUAAUUUCCUAUGCCUUUAUUAAAUAAAGUAUUGUUUUGCCAUGUGGUUUAUUAAAAAUGAAAAUGUACAGUUCCUUAAAUUAAUUCUGGGUUUCUAUUGAGUAAGUCAUAGUAGUAGGCCUCAAAACGUAUCUUCUUAAAAAGCAAUGGAAAAUAGAUGAUAACCCAUCCAGUUUUAUAAUCUCAGAUUGUAAUGCCCUCUUAGAUGUUUAAGAAACAAGCCUGAAAAAAAUCUCCCAAAUAGGAUAAAAAGAUACUAAAGAACCUUCAUCUUUUUGUUUUAUAUCAGUCACUUUUAAUGUCCCACCAGCCCAGCAACAGCGACAGAAAGGAAAGAAAGAAGCCCCCAGAAAGUAAGAUUGGUGAAGACACGGCCAAGUCCGAGAGCAAAGAUCUAGUGUCUCUCCAAGAACGUAGAUGGGGGGUCAGCAAACCUUACCUCACGGGCCAGGGCCAAAGCACUGAGAAUGGAUUUUACAUUUUAAAAUGGUUUUUAAAAAUCAGAAUAAUAAUAUAUUAUGAUGUGAAAAUUCUAUGAACUUUAAAUUUCAAUGCUGAAAUCCCAGUUUGUCUGUGACCACUCAAUUAUGCCUGUUGUCCUGGCAUAAUUAACAACAGCAUCUCCUUUUAUUCUCAAAGUGGCCAGUUUAUGAUAAUAAAUGAUGAGGUCACCCUAAAAAAAGAAGUCAGUGUCUGUCAAUAAAAUGUUAAACACAACCACUCAUUCAGUUACGUGCUGUCUGGCCGCUUGCAUGCCGCAGUAGCAAAGUUAAGUAGUUACAACAAUAUAAAGCGUGUACCAUCUGUCCCGUCGGAGGAGAAGUUUGCCAACCCCUGGCGGAAGUCCCCUGUUGUACCCUUUGAGGCCUGGCAGCAUAUGCGGAUGCAGCAAGCCCUUCGAGAGCCCACUUAGAAGCUGCUGAGACUGGUCCCUCAGAGGCUAGCUGAGUCACCGAAGGCUCUCUUCUUCCCUUUGAUCCAUUUUCUUGUCUUUAUCCCCCUUGGAGUUUGGGCAGAAAUACAGGAAAAGAGUAGCAAGUUUCAGAUGUUACCUAUGCACCAUAAGCUGUAUCUAAUGUUCACUAGCAAAGCAGUUUUCUACCCAGAACAACAUGAUCAGAAUCGUUUAACAAUACUUUUCAUCAUAAAGUUUUAUUCACUUGAUUUUUAAUUUUUUUACUAAAGUUAUGACAAAAAGGAAAUAAAAAUGUAUGUAUGUUGAGUACCUUAUGCAGUUUGUGCCAAGUGAAAGCUCACAAAUGCAAACACUUUCUCUGCUAAGAUGUUUGUGAAGUUUUUAAAAGAAUGUUCUUAAAAGUUUUCCAGUUACCUAGGAAAAGACUCAACUAUUUUUGAAAAUAGUAAUAAAAUAAAGUUUUAAAUAAGUUAUUCUAGCAAAUAAAGAGAUGUUGCAUAUUGUUUAUCUA
Messenger RNA from Myotis myotis, 7236 nucleotides. RefSeq names its product solute carrier family 30 member 4 (gene SLC30A4). Gene Ontology annotation, biological process: response to zinc ion; zinc ion transmembrane transport. NCBI's taxonomy places the organism in Eukaryota, Metazoa, Chordata, Mammalia, Chiroptera, Vespertilionidae. Gene Ontology annotation, molecular function: zinc ion transmembrane transporter activity. Gene Ontology annotation, cellular component: plasma membrane. Bases 430 to 1719 code for a protein of 429 amino acids. The transcript is spliced from 7 exons. The record is from RefSeq and is a predicted model, not a curated record.